This is a messenger RNA of Lachancea sp. 'fantastica', 768 nucleotides long. The record is from the annotation of a GenBank genome assembly. Lineage: Eukaryota; Fungi; Ascomycota; Saccharomycetes; Saccharomycetales; Saccharomycetaceae.
AUGGCCUCUAUCUACACAUAUGACAACUCUAAGACGCUGGCUCAUGGCCUGGCCCAAUACAUUGUCGCCCAACAGGACAAAGCGCUCGAGAAGGGCAAACGUUUCAACAUCGCAGUUAGCGGAGGUUCACAGCUGAAGGCGCUCAACGCAGGGCUGAUUCAAGACCCCGAGUUCAAAGACAGAAUUCAAUGGUCUCACUGGCAUGUUUAUUUCUGCGACGAGAGAAUUGUGGCUCUUGAGGAUGAAGACAGCAAUUACGGAGGUUUCAAAAAACAGGUUUUGGACCCAUUGCUCAGCGUAGACGGUGCUUUGGGCCCUACCUGCUAUGCGAUCAAUGAAUCGCUGGUGGGACUAUCCGAGAACGACCGUGUGGCAGCUGAAUACGAGUCACUGUUGCCAGACCAUUUCGAUCUUAUUCUACUGGGUUGCGGACCAGACGGACACACUUGCUCUUUGUUUCCUGGAAAAACCCACGAGUAUUUGUUGCAAGAGAGGCAAAAAAGAGUCGCUUGGUGCCAUUCCUCGCCAAAGCCUCCCGCCGAUCGUAUCACAUUCACACUCCCGGUCUUGGAGUCUGCAAAUGCGCUGUGCUUUGUAGCCGAGGGUGCCUCCAAACAGCCCAUCUUGGAACGUGUCUUUGAGGGACACGACACUUCUCUUCCCGCGGGACUUGUUACUGAACACUACCAGUCUGCGGUUUCCUGGUUUGUGGACAGUGCUGCCGUCAAAGACGUGUCUAUCAAGAAGGAGACUUUUUCCGGAAACUAA